This is a messenger RNA of Heterostelium album PN500, 969 nucleotides long. RefSeq lists its product as uncharacterized. Lineage: Eukaryota; Evosea; Eumycetozoa; Acytosteliales; Acytosteliaceae. The record is from RefSeq and is a predicted model, not a curated record. The coding region runs from base 1 to 969 and encodes 322 amino acids. The transcript is spliced from 5 exons.
AUGUAUUAUUAUAAAUAUUAUGGUUUUGAAGCUUUAACAACAACUUCAACUUCAAGUGUUUGUGUUAAUCUGACCGAUGAAGAUGAAUGUAAAGCCAAUCCGGAUUGUUUGAAGUCGUUGACUCCGUUUCCAAAAUUGCCUGUGUUGACCGCCGAUUUCUAUCCGAUCGACGAUAUCAUCACAAUCGACGACGAAGUCGAUUCCAAUAUAUUCAACACCGAGCAAACAGCCAAUAUCACUUCAUUCACCACCGAUUUCGAUAUAAGAAACGUCUUGCUUUUCGAUGAAAACUCACCGAAACCUUUUUGUUUCCGACACAAAACAACCAAACAAGUCUACGAAUUUCAAGCCACCAUAGAUUUACCAGAUGACUAUGAAUCUUUUAUAAUAACAAAUGAUACAUGUCAAACAUUGCGAUGUGAAGAGAAAGGAAUGAUGUGUGGAAAUUCAGUUAAUUAUCUAAGCUGUGAAUAUUAUAGUUUCUAUUGUUGUAGUAGUUUUAAUGAGUGUGUUGCACUGCCAGCACCCAAUCACGAUUCGGAAGCACCGUUCCAAGAUCAUGUCGCUCCGUGUCAGCUGCCCUGCGCGAAAGGUUUCACUUGUCGGCUCUUUGGGAACCAGCCAACUUGCUUCCCAACGACAUGCGAAUAUCUGACGUGCGAUAGCAGCAAUGAAUGUGUUCUACUCAAAGAUAUUGGUAUUGCCGGAUGCCAGCUGAAACCGGACUACUCCAACAUCUUGGAGUCGUGCCGAGACGAGGAGUGUCCACCGAAUUUCCACUGUGGCAAAGGCAUGCUGACCGACUACGAUUGCAUUCCCAACAGCCGAGAGAUGCGCGACGUCACCCAACCAAGAGUUUGCACCACCCUCAACUUUGCCACCUAUUUCCAAGAGAAAUGGGAUAACUUUGACUACUCCCCUUUUUCCGAAGAUUAUUUUCAAGAUAAUGUAACAUAUACUGUUAAUUAA